GACAGCUGGAGCAAGGGGUGAGUAAAACAAAGCGUGUUUGCUGUGACCGACUCCAGCAAGAUAUACACUUGUGGCGGAAGACUAGACUGAAGACAUGCGUGUUGCUGUGAUUGGAGCGGGAGUCAUCGGCCUGUCAACAGCUCAGAGCAUCUAUGAGCAGCAUCAUUCUACCAUCAGUCCGCUGACCAUUGAGGUGUAUGCUGACUGUUUCACUCCACUGACCACUAGUGAUGGAGCUGCUGGCUUUUGGCAGCCAUAUCUCUACGAUGAAGGCAAAGUCCAGGAGACAAAAUGGAAUAAAGAGACAUUUGACUACUUGCUAAGCUGCCUCAGUUCACCAGAGUCUGUACAAAUGGGUAUUUUCCUUCAGUCUGGCUACAAUCUCUGCACUGAACCGGCCCCAGCGCCCUCAUUUAAAGAUACUGUCCUGGGAUUCAGGCAGCUCACAGAACGAGAACUGCAGCUCUUCCCCGGAUACAAUUAUGGGUGGUUCAACACUGCUCUCAUGGUGGAAGGUAAAACAUACUUACCUUGGCUGAUGGAUUGGUUGCAAAAAAGGGGUGUGAAAUUUUAUCACAGGAAAAUAGAGUCCUUCCAGGAGCUGGUAGAAACUGGGGCAGACGUGAUCAUUAACUGCACUGGGAUGAGAUCAGGAGAGCUCCAGCCGGACCCUGACCUCAAACCAGGCCGUGGCCAGAUAAUAAAAGUGGAGGCUCCGUGGCUGAAGCAUUGGAUUCUUACCCACAAUUUUCAAAAAGGGGUCUACAAUUCACCAUACAUCAUUCCAGGAAGUCGCCUCGUGACGGUCGGAGGAAUUUUUCAGUUAGGAAACUGGAGUGAAAACCCUAACUCCACCGACCAUAAACAUAUCUGGGAAAGCGCCUGCAAGCUCGAGCCUAGUCUCAAGCAUGCCAGGAUAGUAGAGGACUGGGCCGGCCUGAGACCGGUCCGCAGCAAAGUCCGACUGGAGAGGGAGGCCAUAAAGUCUGGUGCGACAACAGUAGAGGUGAUACACAACUACGGCCAUGGAGGUUUCGGACUCACUAUUCACCGAGGCUGUGCACAGGAGGCAGCGAAGCUCCUUGGUCAGAUUGUGGAACAAAAAAGCAAAGGUCUAAAAGCUCGAUUGUAAAUUUGUAGUGAUUGGUGCCUUUCUUUUUAGAACUUGGACGUCAGUGCCUUAUAUCACAUACUGCUCAAACUUCUCUUGUUUGUAACUAAAAUUUAGUGCAAACAUGUGCACCUUUUAUUGAUUAAUUGCGUCGCUUCAAAACAAUGCAAUGUUUGUAACUUGAAUGAAACUUUAAGGAGGAGACACUACUCAACUUAAUUAUUAAUGACAACUGGAUCAUUCAAAAGUAGCUAUACUUAAAUUAAAGGUUUGGUUGAAUAAAAUAAUUGUACAAAUCUUUCCCGAUAAUGAUUAUAACUAAUAUAAUCCUAUUGUGUAGUAAUAAAUAAAAACAUGAAUCCAUGGC
Molecule: messenger RNA, 1478 nt
Organism: Pungitius pungitius (ninespine stickleback)
Lineage: Eukaryota; Metazoa; Chordata; Actinopteri; Perciformes; Gasterosteidae
Product: D-amino-acid oxidase-like
Exons: 11
Coding region: 95-1132 (345 amino acids)
Biological process (GO): L-proline catabolic process; D-serine catabolic process; D-alanine catabolic process
Cellular component (GO): cytoplasm
Molecular function (GO): FAD binding; D-amino-acid oxidase activity
Source: RefSeq, a predicted model, not a curated record